AUAGAUGAGGGUUAGGGUUAGGCAAAUGAGCAUGCACAGUUAAAUAUCUAAACUGACUGAUAUACAGUAUAUCAAAUAUCAACCAAUACUCAAAUAAAUAAACUCAGUAACCAAUAUGGUACUUGUGUAUCAUGCAUCCAUACAUUUACAUCAUGCCACUAUACAUCACAUGACCUCACAUGUAAAUAAUCCUUUAUUAAUCUUCAUCCUCAUCCUAUUUAGCAUUUUCCGUCUCGAUUAGGUUGUCAGCAGCCAUUGUGAAAACGAGAUGGAUAUGAAAUGGAAACCGUUGCAUUGCAAAAGAAACUGCUUAUACAAGAGAUGUUACCAAAUCUCCAGUUCCUUAAUGAGUCAGGAAAACUCUUUGCUGAAACCUUCCACACGAUGGCAGCACCUUCCUAAAUUCUGCAGCAGCAUGAAAAACAACUACAAAGACACUCUACAGACACAGGUGCUGGAAGCGGCGGGAAACAAGAAGUUGGUGUUUGGUUGUGAUUUAUCCGAAGAGAAACUCAAAGACUUACAAGACGAGCAGAUCGGACAGCUUUACGAGCUUAUGCUUGAGUCCACAAAACCCAACCGGCAGUUUGAUAUUCAAGAGGAGGGAACGCCAAAGUAACGGCCUCUGAAGGGAAAAGAAGGAUUCUUUAUCUCCUCUCUAUGGGGAAGUCGUCCCAUUGGGACAUGAUUUGACUCUUUCUGUUGUUCUGUUGUUCAUAGCGAAGACCGAUGAUUAUAUUAAAAUGCUUCAAAAAGUA
This is a messenger RNA of Cyprinus carpio (common carp), 758 nucleotides long. RefSeq names its product succinate dehydrogenase complex assembly factor 3. The record is from RefSeq and is a predicted model, not a curated record. Bases 269 to 619 code for a protein of 116 amino acids. NCBI's taxonomy places the organism in Eukaryota, Metazoa, Chordata, Actinopteri, Cypriniformes, Cyprinidae. Gene Ontology annotation, biological process: mitochondrial respiratory chain complex II assembly; succinate metabolic process. Gene Ontology annotation, cellular component: mitochondrion; mitochondrial intermembrane space. The transcript has 2 exons.